AUGGAUAAAACAUAUAUAGAAGGGGCUUCUGUAACUAGAGGUAGUGGUACCGAGGAAUACGGAGGCCAGCUCGCCUUGUGGGGUGUUAUACCUCUAUGGAGAGCUGCACCGCCACCUGACACCGUCUUAACUCUAAGAAAACCCACACCUUCAGACUGCUGGCCAUUUAGCGGCUCAUAUGGUGAAAUUUUAAUAGAACUAACAAGGAAUGUGCAAAUUAAAGCAAUUAGUUUGGAGCAUAUACGACCGGACAGUGCAAGGAGUGCACCUAAGAAUUUCACAUUUUACGGCAUCUUGGAAAACGGUACUUGGGUUAAUGUUGCAGAAGGCGAAUAUAAUGGAAAAGGCCCAGCUAAACAAUACUACAGAUUCAACUGGAGCCUGCCUUUGAAGAAAAUUAUCUUUCGCAUUUUGUCGAAUCAAGGCAACACGAAAUACACCUGUCUUUAUAGGGUUCAUUUCUAUGGAAAAUAA
Diatraea saccharalis (sugarcane borer) is the source of this 474-nucleotide messenger RNA. The record is from the annotation of a GenBank genome assembly. Lineage: Eukaryota; Metazoa; Arthropoda; Insecta; Lepidoptera; Crambidae.